Molecule: messenger RNA, 4027 nt
Organism: Labrus mixtus (cuckoo wrasse)
Lineage: Eukaryota; Metazoa; Chordata; Actinopteri; Labriformes; Labridae
Gene: sf3b3
Product: splicing factor 3b, subunit 3
Exons: 27
Coding region: 174-3827 (1217 amino acids)
Biological process (GO): mRNA splicing, via spliceosome
Cellular component (GO): U2 snRNP; nucleus
Molecular function (GO): protein binding; U2 snRNA binding
Source: RefSeq, a predicted model, not a curated record
UGAAACGGCGGCUCAUCGUUGGCUCCCCGGCGAAAAGGAAUAUUAUUUGUGUGUCGGAGACUUUAUCCACCUGAAAUCUGAAUCAUCCUGGUUAAUACUCAGGUCUUAGCUGGGCUUAGUGCUCCGCUCGCAGCCCCUGGAGAAAAUCGUUUGGGGAAGCCAAAGAGGGAGCCAUGUUUCUGUACAACAUCACCUUACAGCGUGCCACGGGCAUCACACAUGCCAUCCAUGGAAACUUCUCAGGAACCAAGUUACAGGAGAUUGUUACUUCCAGGGGAAAGAUCUUGGAAUUGUUGCGGCCUGAUGCCAAUACAGGAAAGGUGCACACUCUGCUCACAAUGGAGGUGUUCGGCAUCGUUAGGUCCCUGAUGGCUUUCAGACUCACUGGAGGAACCAAAGAUUACAUUGUUGUUGGAAGUGACAGCGGUCGUAUCAUCAUCCUGGAAUACCAUCCAUCAAAAAACAUGUUUGAGAAGAUCCAUCAGGAAACCUUUGGGAAGAGUGGCUGCAGACGCAUCGUCCCUGGCCAGUUCCUGGCUGUCGACCCAAAAGGCAGAGCUGUUAUGAUAGGAGCGAUCGAGAAACAGAAGCUGGUUUAUAUUCUGAACAGAGAUGCAGCUGCCAGACUGACCAUCUCUUCUCCACUGGAAGCACACAAAGCCAACACGCUGGUCUACCAUGUAGUAGGAGUCGAUGUAGGCUUUGAAAACCCCAUGUUCGCCUGCCUCGAGAUGGACUAUGAGGAAGCUGACAAUGACCCGACAGGAGAAGCGGCCGCCAACACUCAACAGACGCUCACCUUCUACGAGCUGGACCUCGGUUUGAAUCACGUGGUCCGCAAGUACAGUGAGGCUUUAGAGGAGCACGGAAACUUCCUCAUUACUGUUCCCGGAGGAUCAGAUGGGCCCAGUGGAGUCCUGAUCUGCUCUGAAAACUACAUCACCUACAAGAACUUUGGAGACCAACCUGACAUCCGCUGUCCCAUCCCACGUCGUAGGAACGACCUGGAUGACCCGGAGCGGGGCAUGAUAUUUGUCUGCUCAGCCACCCACAAGACCAAGUCCAUGUUUUUCUUCCUGGCCCAGACUGAGCAGGGAGACAUCUUUAAGGUUACCCUGGAAACAGAUGAGGAAAUGGUCACAGAAAUCAGGCUGAAGUACUUCGACACGAUCCCUGUGGCUACAGCCAUGUGUGUCUUGAAGACCGGCUUCCUGUUUGUGUCUUCAGAGUUUGGAAACCAUUACCUCUACCAGAUCGCCCACUUGGGUGACGACGAUGAGGAGCCAGAGUUCUCCUCUGCUAUGCCCCUUGAAGAGGGAGACACCUUCUUCUUCCAGCCCCGCCCACUCAAGAACCUCGUGCUGGUGGAUGAACAGGAGAACUUAUCACCCAUCAUGUCUUGCCAGAUUGCUGAUUUGGCAAAUGAGGACACACCACAGUUGUAUGUUGCCUGUGGACGAGGACCACGCUCUACUCUGAGGGUCCUCAGACAUGGACUGGAGGUGUCAGAAAUGGCCGUGUCCGAGCUGCCCGGUAACCCCAAUGCUGUGUGGACGGUACGCAGACAUGUGGAAGACGAAUUCGAUGCCUACAUCAUUGUGUCUUUCGUGAACGCCACUCUGGUUCUGUCCAUCGGAGAGACUGUAGAGGAAGUGACUGAUUCUGGAUUUCUGGGAACAACGCCCACUCUCUCCUGUUCUCUGCUGGGUGAAGACGCCCUGGUGCAGGUAUACCCAGAUGGCAUCCGUCACAUUCGAGCUGACAAGCGUGUGAACGAGUGGAAGACGCCAGGCAAAAAAACAAUCGUCCGCUGUGCUGUGAACCAGCGGCAGGUCGUCAUCGCCCUCACCGGAGGGGAGCUGGUCUACUUCGAGAUGGACCCGUCCGGCCAGCUGAAUGAGUACACCGAGCGGAAAGAGAUGUCCGCUGACGUGGUUUGUAUGAGCCUGGCUAAUGUUCCACCCGGUGAGCAACGUUCACGAUUCCUUGCUGUGGGACUGGUGGACAACACAGUCCGGAUCAUCUCCUUGGACCCCUCGGAUUGCCUUCAACCAUUGAGCAUGCAGGCCCUUCCAGCCCAACCAGAGAGUCUGUGUAUCGUUGAGAUGGGUGGAGUUGAGAAACAGGAUGAGCUCGGAGAAAAGGGAACCAUCGGCUUUCUCUACCUCAACAUUGGACUUCAGAACGGCGUGCUGUUGAGGACUGUGCUCGACCCAGUGACAGGCGACCUGUCGGAUACCAGAACACGCUACCUGGGAUCACGACCUGUCAAGCUCUUCAGAGUCAGGAUGCAGGGACAGGAAGCUGUGCUGGCCAUGUCCAGUCGCUCCUGGCUCAGCUACUCGUACCAGUCACGCUUCCAUCUUACCCCUCUGUCAUAUGAAACGCUGGAGUAUGCGUCUGGUUUUGCAUCGGAGCAAUGCCCUGAAGGCAUAGUGGCCAUUUCUACCAACACUCUGAGAAUCUUGGCUUUGGAGAAGCUAGGAGCCGUCUUCAACCAGGUGGCGUUUCCUCUUCAGUACACACCCCGGAAGUUUGUCAUCCACCCCGAGUCCAACAACCUCAUUUUGAUCGAGACCGACCACAAUGCCUACACCGAGGCGACCAAGGCUCAGAGAAAGCAACAGAUGGCUGAGGAGAUGGUGGAGGCGGCUGGUGAGGAUGAAAGAGAGCUUGCCGCUGAGAUGGCUGCAGCCUUCCUCAACGAGAAUCUAUCUGAGGCCAUUUUUGGUGCUCCUAAAGCGGGAGCGGGACAGUGGGCCUCACUGGUGCGUCUCGUCAACCCCAUACAGGGUACAACGCUGGACCAGGUGCAGCUGGAACAGAACGAGGCUGCUUUCAGUGUUGCAGUUUGUCGUUUCACCAACACGGGGGAUGAUUGGUACGUUCUGGUGGGUGUUGCCAGAGAUAUGAUUCUCAACCCCAGAUCAGUGGGUGGAGGAUUUAUCUACACAUAUCGCCUCACUGGCGGAGGAGAGAAGCUGGAGUUUGUACAUAAGACCCCUGUAGAAGAUGUGCCUUUGGCCAUUGCUCCAUUCCAAGGACGAGUCCUGGUGGGAGUCGGGAAACUGCUGAGGAUCUACGACCUCGGCAAGAAGAAGCUGCUUCGCAAAUGUGAAAACAAGCAUGUUCCCAACCUGGUGACAGGCAUCUACCCGGUUGGUCAGCGUGUGAUCGUGUCUGACGUUCAGGAGAGUCUGUUCUGGGUUCGCUAUCGACGCAACGAGAACCAGCUCAUCAUCUUCGCUGAUGACACCUAUCCUCGCUGGGUGACCACGGCCUGUCUGCUCGACUACGACACCAUGGCCUCCGCUGACAAGUUUGGCAACAUCAGCAUAGUGCGUCUUCCCCCAAAUACAAGCGAUGAUGUGGACGAAGACCCCACAGGAAACAAAGCACUUUGGGAUCGAGGCCUUCUUAAUGGAGCAUCACAGAAGGCUGAAGUGGUUGUGAACUACCACGUAGGAGAGACGGUGCUAUCUCUCCAGAAAACAACUCUGAUACCUGGAGGUUCAGAGUCGCUGGUCUACACUACGAUAUCCGGAGGCAUCGGCAUACUUGUCCCUUUCACGUCACACGAGGACCAUGACUUCUUCCAGCAUUUAGAGAUGCAUAUGCGCUCCGAGUUCCCUCCCAUGUGUGGCCGAGAUCAUCUCAGCUUUAGAUCAUACUACUUCCCAGUUAAGAAUGUGAUCGAUGGAGAUCUGUGUGAGCAGUUUAACAGUAUGGACCCUCACAAACAGAAGAGUGUGGCAGAGGAGCUGGACAGAACGCCCCCCGAGGUCUCUAAGAAACUGGAGGACAUUCGCACUCGCUACGCCUUCUAAUCACACCGUGUCAUACAGCAGAGGUGGACACAGACGCACUCUGCUCGCCAUUACCCUCUCUCUCACACACACACACACACACACACACACUGCACAUACUGUUUUGCCACAGUAUGCCUUUUUUAAGAACACACAUUGACAGACUUUUUUGUAUUUUUAAACGACUGACUGUGGGAAGGCCCACACUGAGUAUAUUGAAA